This is a messenger RNA of Penicillium daleae, 2064 nucleotides long. RefSeq lists its product as uncharacterized. Gene Ontology annotation, cellular component: nucleolus. The record is from RefSeq and is a predicted model, not a curated record. The transcript is spliced from 3 exons. Gene Ontology annotation, molecular function: mRNA binding. NCBI's taxonomy places the organism in Eukaryota, Fungi, Ascomycota, Eurotiomycetes, Eurotiales, Aspergillaceae. Bases 1 to 2064 code for a protein of 687 amino acids. Gene Ontology annotation, biological process: regulation of translation.
AUGGCUGGUGUCAAGCGUCGUGUCGACGCCGCCGAGGACCGCAAUGGAAAGCGGAGCAAGAGCCAGGUCUCCGCACCUGUGAAGAAGUCCAAGACUGAUUUCAAGUCUGGCAAGUCUGGCAAGUCUGACAAGAAGGCUUCCAAGAAGAAGGUUCAACAAGAGGACUCUGAGGAUGACGGGGACGAUUUCGAUAUGGACAAUCUUUCUUCGGAUGACGGAGACGACGAUUUCGAUGAUCUGGAUGCCACACCCGAUGAUGUUGAAAUGGACGAUGUGAGCGACGACGAGGAGGAGGAGGAGGAGGAGGAGGAGGAGAGCGCCAAGUCGGACAAGAAGGAUAACAAGCAACAAAAUGGCGAGGCGAAGAGUAGCACCUCCCGCGAGUCCCAUGCGAAGCAAAAGGCCCUCCAACAGGAGCGCAAGGCUGCCAAGCCCAACGCCGACACGAUCGCCCGCUCCAAGAAGCUUUGGGAGCAGCUGCGCCGCAAGUCCCACGUCCCUCUGGAACAACGCAAGAAGCUCAUCAAGGAGCUAUUCGAGAUUAUCACCGGUCGUGUCAGCGAUUUCGUGUUCAAGCAUGACUCUGUGCGAAUCAUCCAGACUGCCCUGAAGUACGGCAACCUGGAGCAGCGCAAGCAGAUUGCGCAGGAGUUGAAGGGCAGCUACAAGGAGUUGGCGCAGAGCCGCUACGCCAAGUUCUUGGUGGGCAAGUUAAUUGUGCACGGUGAUGCAGAAACCCGCGACCUGAUCAUUCCCGAGUUUUACGGCCACGUCAAGCGUCUGAUUCGUCACCCCGAGGCAUCAUGGAUUCUGGACGAUAUCUACCGCACAGUUGCGUCCAAGGAGCAGCGCCGACGGAUCCUCCGUGAGUGGUACGGCCCCGAGUUUGCCAUCUUCCAGGAUGACAAGGAGACUUCGGAUCUGGUUAAGAUCUUGGAGGCGCACCCUGAAAAGCGGGGACCUAUCAUGCACUUCUUGCAUGAGCUCAUCAACCAUAUGGUCCAGAAGAAGACCACCGGUUUCACUCUCUUGCACGAUGCCAUGUUGCAAUAUUUCCUCAACACAAAGCCUGGCAGCAACGAGGCGAACGAAUUCAUCGAGUUGCUCAAGGGUGACGAAGAGGGCGAUCUGGUGAAGAACUUGGCUUUCACCGCGUCUGGCUCUCGUCUGAUGUGCCUGAGUCUGGCCUAUGCCAACGCCAAGGACCGUAAGCUGCUGCUACGAUUCUACAGGGAUACCAUCAAGGCGAUGGCAGGGGAUGCGAACGGUCACAUGGUGAUUCUAGCCGCAUACGAAGUGAUUGACGACACAAAACUGAGCGGCAAGUCGAUCUUCUCGGAACUUCUCAACCAGAACGAUGCCGAGGAGGCUCGUAAUGAGGAACUAUUCCGCCAGGUCAACGAUCUGGUCGCUCGUGCUGCUGUCCUGUUCCCCUUCGCAGGUGAUCGCGUCAAGUGGCUCCUGCCCGAGGCCGAUUUGGGGGUGUUGAAUGAGAUUCGUGAGAUCCGGAAAGAAACCUCGAAGAAAGACCCCGCUAUCCGGCGCAGCGAGCUGGCUGUGGCCGCUUCACCCACCCUACUUGCCUUUAUUGCUGCCCGUGCCGAGGCUCUUCUGGAGACCUCCUUUGGCUGCCAGUUCGUCGGCGAGGUCCUGUUCGGAUCCUCUGGUGACAAGACUGCUGCCCUGCAAGCCGUUGCCAACGCCGCCAAGACCCAGUCCGAACAGCGCGACUCUGCUGCCUUUGGCCGUCUCCUCAAGUCCCUCGUGCAGGGCGGUCGUUAUAACCCCGCCACCAAGUCCGUGGAGAAGGUGUCUCCACCGUUGAACUUCCACGAUCUGUUGUAUGAGCAGAUCCGGGACGAGGUUGUGGAGUGGGCGACCGGCCCCAACACCUUUGUGAUUGUCGCGAUGGCCGAGUCGGACGAGUUCCAGGGCAAGGCUGAGUUGCUCAAGACUCUGAAGAAGAACAAGAAGGCUCUGACGCAGGCCUCGGAGUCUGGCAAGGGCGAGAAGAAGGCCGGACCGGCGGCUAGCGGUGCCAAGCUGCUGCUUGAGAAAGUAUAG